Molecule: messenger RNA, 986 nt
Organism: Exophiala viscosa
Lineage: Eukaryota; Fungi; Ascomycota; Eurotiomycetes; Chaetothyriales; Herpotrichiellaceae
Exons: 2
Coding region: 86-661 (191 amino acids)
Source: RefSeq, a predicted model, not a curated record
GCUGAUCUCCGCAGCCCAAGCAAACAGAGUUCUGUGCGACUCUCUUCAAAGCCCUCUAAGACAGCACUUACACAACGUCGCCACCAUGUCGGCCCUUGACCCAAGCGCACCCUCACAACCUACACAACAAACGGGCCUGAACCAGGCUGAGAACCCUGCCUCCAAGACCUCCACGGAAGAAGCCACCAGCAAAGACACUUCUGGAGAAAAUGACAAGAUAAUCGACCACCGCAAGGAGGGCGAUGUACCUUCACAGCACGGCGACGCCGCCGAGCCCACCGCCAUGGCCGCAGGGGAGCGUGGACCCUUGACGGAGAAGCUGAUACCCGAGUCCGACGCAGAACACUACAAUCCCAACAGCGAGCUUGACGGCGAGCAGAUGCGCAUGCCGGGCGAGGGAGAUGUCGCGAAGGCAGUUCAAGGAGAUGGUGGCGGUGGACACGCAGGAGAGGCCAGUCUUACCUCGGAUCUGGACAGACAAGGAGCCGAGCAUGAAGCGGAAUUGCACAAACGAGGGGAGCGGACGGGCAAGGAAAUCGAGGAGGAGGAGAAGGAGGACUGGACGGGGAAGAAGGCGGACGUUGCGAGUGCCUUGGGUGGUGGGCGUGAGAGUAUCGAGGAGUCGGACCGGCCAAAGGUGGUUCUUGCGCCGGAGGAAUGAAUGACCACAGGUCACAGCGUCGAAGACAAUUCUCCACGCAAUGCAGAUGCAGAUACAGAUCCAUGGUUCGGAGCAGAGCGAGGCGCACAGUGUGGGGAAUUUUGGUAUAGCCGUCAUAUUGCACAUGGCUCGAGCUUAGCUGGGUAGUAUGACUACUGGACAGGAAUCGAGCUAUCAGAGGAGAAGCUUCGCAGGUCCCCAACCAUGCACCACGUUCAUAUCUUUCCGAGAACCAAUGGAGCCUGGAAUCUGUUGAUGCGCUUCCUGUGCCGCUCGAUCACGCACCCCAAAGCCCGCAAAGCAUCAAGCAUCUACCACAUGAACU